CUAAGUGGUCGAUGCCGAGGUCGGAGGUUACCUGUGCACAAUGCUGAAGAAGAUGUCCACAAACGCCGCGAUGAAGAAGCUGUUCCAGUUCGCGAUUGACCGAGGCGGCACGUUCACGGACGUGUACGCGCGGUGUCCGGGAGGGAAGACCAGGGUCAUGAAGCUGCUGUCCGAGGACCCUGCUAACUACCCCGAUGCUCCGCGGGAGGGGAUCAGGAGGAUCAUGGAAGAGGAAACAGGUAUCCCCAUGCCUGCUGACCAGCCCCUGGACCCCUCCCUGAUAGGCUGGAUACGUAUGGGCACAACUGUGGCCACUAAUGCACUCCUGGAGAGGAAAGGUGAACGCAUGGCUCUGGUCAUCACACAAGGCUUCCAAGACCUGCUCCACAUUGGCAACCAGUCACGGCCAAACAUCUUUGAUCUGGAAAUUGUGACUCCAGAUGUUCUAUAUGAGGAGGUUGUGGAAGUGAAGGAGCGAGUUAUCCUGGAGCAGGAGUCCUGUCAGCUGGACAAACCUGCCAACCUUCAGACUGUCACUGGGACAACAGGGGAGAAGCUGCAUGUUUGGGAACAGCUGGAUGAGGUACAGCUGCGUGCUGACCUACAGGCUGUCCUGGACAGGGGCAUCAGGAGUCUGGCUGUCGUCCUCAUGCACUCCUACACUUUUGCAGGCCAUGAACAAAAGGUGGGCCAGCUAGCCAGACAGAUGGGGUUUCACCAGGUAUCCCUGUCCAGUGAAGUCAUGCCCAUGUUCCGGAUUGUGCCCAGAGGUUACACAGCUUGUGCAGAUGCAUAUUUGACUCCUCACAUAAAGAGGUACCUUGCAAGUUUUGGUGGUGGUUUCCAAGGAGGCCUGGAGAAGACUCAGGUCCUGUUCAUGCAGUCAGAUGGAGGUCUCACCCCCAUGGAUAAAUUUAAUGGCUCCCAUGCAAUCCUGUCUGGUCCAGCUGGAGGAGUGGUCGGGUACGGCAUGACCACGUUUGACCAGGAAACUCAACAACCAGUCAUUGGGUUUGACAUGGGGGGUACAUCUACAGAUGUGAGCAGGUAUGCAGGUGAAUAUGAACACGUGUUUGAGACCACUACAGCUGGGGUGACUAUACAAGCUCCACAGCUGGACAUCAACACAGUGGCAGCAGGUGGGGGCUCCAGACUGUUCUUCCGCUCAGGACUGUUUGUGGUUGGACCAGAGUCAGCAGGAGCACACCCUGGGCCUGUCUGCUAUAAGAAAGGUGGCCCCCUGACAGUAACUGAUGCAAACCUGUGUUUGGGGAGACUUCUACCAGAGUAUUUCCCUUCAAUCUUUGGGGAGAAUGAAGACCAGCCAUUGGAUAAGCCUGCAACUAUGACCGCCUUCUCAAACCUAACCCAAGAGGUCAAUGAUUUCCUGGCGAGCCAACCAGAUGGCAUGAGGAAAGAGCCAAUGACAAUGGAGGAGAUUGCCAUGGGCUUCAUACAGGUGGCCAACGAGGCCAUGUGUCGACCAAUCAGAGCUCUGACACAGGCCAAAGGUCAUGACACAUCCCAGCAUGUCCUGGCUUGUUUUGGUGGUGCAGGAGGACAGCAUGCUUGUGCCAUCGCCAAGUCUCUGGGAAUGUCCACUGUUUUUAUCCACAGAUAUGCUGGUAUCCUGUCUGCCUACGGCAUGGCUCUGGCUGAUGUUGUACAUGAGGCUCAGGAGCCGUGUGCUGUCAGCUACAGUAAAGAUAACUUCUCACAGCUGGACCAGAGAAUAGCAGCACUAAGGCUAACCUGCAUCAAAGAGCUCAAGACUCAGGGUUUCACAGAGGAUCAGAUUCAGACAGAAGCAUUCCUCCACCUGAGAUAUGACAGGACAGACUGUGCCCUGAUGUGUUCCUCCCAUGGAUAUCCACCCAGCACUAACACAUGUGGGGAGGGAGACUUUGAGAAGGCUUUCACAGACAGGUACAUGCGUGAGUUUGGGUUCACCAUCCCAGGACGACCCAUCAAAGUGGACGACAUCCGUGUACGUGGGGUGGGUCAGACAGGGAUACACGACCACCAAAUGAAACGACCAUCCGGUCAGACACCCAGGGUGGAACUGGUGACCAAGUGUUACUUUGACAACUGUUAUUAUGACACCAAUGUCUACCUCCUGGAUGAUCUGUCAUGUGACCAUGCCAUCCACGGGCCAGCCAUUCUUAUUGAGAAGAACAGUACCAUCAUAGUGGAGCCUGACUGCAGUGCCAGCAUCACUCCAGAAGGGGAUGUGAAGAUAGCAGUCGGUGUUGCUGAGAAGCAAAGGAUAGGAACAGGGCUGGAUGCAAUACAGCUCUCCAUCUUCUCCCAUCGCUUCAUGAGCAUUGCUGAACAAAUGGGCAGAAUUCUCCAAAGAACAGCAAUAUCCACCAACAUCAAGGAGAGGUUGGACUUCUCCUGUGCCCUGUUUGGACCAGACGGUGGACUGGUGGCCAAUGCACCGCACAUCCCUGUUCACCUGGGGGCCAUGCAGGAAACUGUACAGUACCAGUUGAGGCAGUUGGGAGAGGAUAUCCACCAAGGUGAUGUCAUCUUGAGUAACCACCCGUCUGCAGGAGGGAGCCAUCUCCCUGACUUCACUGUUAUCACACCUGUUUUCUACAAAGGAGAAGAGAGACCUGUCUUCUUUGUGGCAUCACGAGGACACCAUGCAGACAUUGGUGGUAUUACACCUGGCUCCAUGCCUGCACACUCCAAGUCCCUCAGUGAGGAAGGAGCAGUGUUCAAGUCCUUCAAGCUGAUAGAGAAUGGGAAAUACAUGCAGGAAGCCCUGACAGAGAGGCUGAUGGCCCCAGGUCUGAUCCCAGGCAGCUCUGGCACCAGGAAUCUCCACGACAACCUGGCCGACCUGCAGGCUCAGGUGGCAGCCAACCAGAAGGGCAUCAAACUGGUGCAGGAGCUGAUCGAUGCUUACGGGCUGGAUGUGGUACAGGCCUACAUGGGUUACAUACAGAACAAUGCUGAGGUGGCUGUGAGGGACAUGUUGAAGGAGAUUGCCCAGGAGACCAAGGCCAGGACUGGCACCACACAGCUGUUUGCCGAGGAUCACAUGGACGAUGGCACUCCUCUGGUCCUGAAUGUCAGCAUCAAUGAAGACAAGGGAACAGCAGUGUUUGACUUCAGCGGGACUGGUCCUGAGGUGUUUGGGAAUACCAACGCUCCCCGAGCCAUCACCUCAUCUGCACUCAUCUACUGCCUCAGGUGUAUGGUGGCACAUGACAUUCCUCUCAACCAGGGUUGUUUGAAGCCAGUUAAGAUCCAGAUGCCACCCAACUGCAUCCUGAACCCGUCUGACAAUGCUGCAGUUGUGGGUGGAAAUGUGCUGACCAGCCAGAGAGUGGUGGACGUCAUCCUGAAGGCCUUCCACAUCUGUGCUGCCUCACAGGGCUGCAUGAAUAACAUUGCCUUUGGUGACCAGGAUGUCGGCUACUAUGAGACAGUGGCAGGUGGCCAUGGGGCGGGCCCCACAUGGGACGGCAGAAGCGGGGUUCAUGUCCACAUGACCAACACCCGGAUCACUGACCCAGAAAUUAUGGAGAGGAGGUACCCAGUGAUCUUGAGAAGAUUCCACCUGAACCAUGGGACAGGGGGGAAGGGUCAGUACUGUGGAGGGGAUGGUGUACUGAGGGAACUCCUGUUCAGAAGGCCAGUCAUGUUCACUAUCCUGAGUGAGAGAAGGGCCUUCCAGCCAUAUGGCCUUAACGGAGGAGAGCCAGGAGCCAGGGGGAUGAACCUGGUUAUCUACAGGGACGGGAGAGUUGUCAACCUGGGGGGCAAAUCAAGUGUCAGCAUGCAACCAGGGGACUGUUUCCAGCUGCAGUCCCCAGGGGGUGGGGGGUAUGGUGACCCUGCCCUGAGGGACCCUGGGGAGCCUACAGCCAAACGCCGCAAGAGAGACGAGGUGGCCAGCCACCACUACCAGCAGAGGGGCAGUGUGUACGCCUACAAACUCACUCAGGAGUCAGCAUAGUAUACAUGUUAUAGGGCUUAACUUGGUGUAGGUCACAUGACAUGGUGUAGGUCACUUUAACAGGGUGGAAGAAAUCCUGUAUAGUCUAUGAUAGGUGAAAGGUGCCAACUGAAAUUCAAAGAGCAGUUGUAGACCAGGAGGUCUACGUUGACUCCAAAAAAAGCAGCAAACAUGUGGUGACAAUCAGCACUUUAUUAUAUAUAC
Branchiostoma belcheri (Belcher's lancelet) is the source of this 4174-nucleotide messenger RNA. Its product is annotated as 5-oxoprolinase-like. Bases 41 to 3970 code for a protein of 1309 amino acids. Gene Ontology annotation, molecular function: 5-oxoprolinase (ATP-hydrolyzing) activity. Gene Ontology annotation, cellular component: cytosol. Lineage: Eukaryota; Metazoa; Chordata; Leptocardii; Amphioxiformes; Branchiostomatidae. The transcript is spliced from 33 exons. Gene Ontology annotation, biological process: glutathione metabolic process. The record is from RefSeq and is a predicted model, not a curated record.